This is a messenger RNA of Psilocybe cubensis, 387 nucleotides long. Its product is annotated as UPF0357 protein. Lineage: Eukaryota; Fungi; Basidiomycota; Agaricomycetes; Agaricales; Agrocybaceae. The record is from RefSeq and is a predicted model, not a curated record. The transcript is spliced from 4 exons. The coding region runs from base 1 to 387 and encodes 128 amino acids.
AUGUUGUUCUACAUCUCCCUGGUGGCCUUUCUGUCCUUGCUGGUCAUGCUGACAUAUCGUUACCGCACUUACUUAACCCCAUAUCUUCCUGACCGUGUCAGGUCCAUGUUCCCCAAACUCAGCAAUUAUACACCUCUGUCAACCUUCUCUGAACAGGUUGGACUAGGAAUGACGUCUUCCGACUUCGAUAUUGAGGCCAAUAUUCGAGAUGGCGAUAGUCGCAUGGGUUUGGAUGAGCGGGGUACACAGGAAGUGCUGGAAAUCAUGAGGCGGGAGCGUGUUAACUUCGACCAAGCUAGACUUAUUCGACAUAAUCGUAUAUUGGCGAGUAAUGGCAUCGACCCUUCAGGAAUGCCAAUGGACUCUAAAGCUAUUACCCGGCUUUAG